Molecule: messenger RNA, 1500 nt
Organism: Tyto alba (common barn owl)
Lineage: Eukaryota; Metazoa; Chordata; Aves; Strigiformes; Tytonidae
Product: octopamine receptor
Exons: 4
Coding region: 80-1240 (386 amino acids)
Biological process (GO): adenylate cyclase-activating adrenergic receptor signaling pathway
Cellular component (GO): membrane
Molecular function (GO): G protein-coupled receptor activity
Source: RefSeq, a predicted model, not a curated record
GCUUCAGCCAGUGCUACACAUUUAUCCUCACUCUCAGGAUUUCAGACACUUCUAACGGACUGACAACCAUGGGACAGUGAUGGCACAGACACAGCAGGAUUUUAACAGUAGGAAGAUGAUGAUGGACAAAAAUGAAACUUGGUUCUCUAAUUUCUCCUCUGCUGCCUCCUCUUAUGUGAAAGGAGAUGGCACCUGGACAGGGAUCGGUGUCCAGGAGGUGGUCAUUGGUCUGAUACUGAGUCUCAUUGACUUGGUCACACUCCUGGGAAAUACAAUAGUCUUCAUCUGCCCAGUGGUGGAAAAAAGGCUGCGUACUGUCACCUAUAUGUUUAUCAUGUCUUUAGCCAUGGCAGACUUCCUUGUAGCUUGUCUGGUCAUGCCCUUUAGCAUCAUUUACGAGGUGACCGGGAUGUGGUUGUUCGGGAAGCUGUUCUGCAAAGUCUGGAUCUCCUUUGACGUCAUGUUCUGCACUGCAUCCAUUGUCACGUUGUGCUUCAUUAGCCUGGACAGAUACUGCUCCGUGGUGACCCCAUACCACUAUUCAAGACGGAUGUCCCGUGGCCGAUGCAUUGUGAUGACCUGCAUGGUCUGGGUAUACUCCUCCCUCAUUUCCUUCCUUCCCGUGAUGCAAGGUUGGAAUGAGAUUCCUGGGGUGGACUUUGAUGCAGGCAGAGAAUGCAUCUUUGUCACCAACUGGAUUUUUGCCAUCGUGGCUUCUGCUCUGGCAUUUUUUGUCCCCUUCAUGGUCAUGUGCAGCAUGUAUUUCUUCAUCUACCGAGCUUCACGGCUCAAGGCCACUCGUAUCAUGUCUCAGACCUUGGAGAUUCACUACCACCCCAACAGCAAGCGGCAGAACCAUUUGCAGCUGGAGAACAAGGCCACGCGGACCAUCAGCAUUAUCAUUUCAGUCUUCGUGCUGUGCUGGCUGCCGUACUUUGUCCUGAACGUCUGGCUCGCUGCCCGAGGCACCCACUCUACCAGCACGGUCUUGGUUGACACCUUCAAGAUCAUCACUUGGUUAGGGUAUUGCAACUCCACCAUCAACCCAAUGCUCUACGCUUUCCUGAACCGGGACUUCCAACGGGCCCUGAAGAAGCUUCUCAUUUGCAGGCACAGGUCUCAGGUGGACAUUGGAGAAGACAUGGUUUCCAUAGCCACGUUUUCUAAGACUGCUCCAGACCUAGAAUAUAGUGUUACAGUGGCAGUGCCCAACGGUGCACUGAAGGGCAAACCCAAGUAAUAGGGAUUCAGAAUCAGUUGCUGAAGGUGGUGAAAAUACCAGAGCACAUCCUAAUGGAAAAAUAAUGGGUAGGAAAAUAUAAGAAGGAGAGUCUGGACUACUACAGCUGGGGCCAUAUGACAAAGAUGCAUUUCUUCAUCCUCCAGUUUUACAAAGGAGGAACUUUGAUAUUUUAGGGGCAAUUUGUUAUAACUGAUAGAGCUAAUUCCCUCCUGGGUAAUUAUUUUUUUAAUGAGCAUUUCCUAAGACAAAUUCAACCU